AUGGAUUAUCCAUUAAAUGCUGCUACUAUAUUCUUCAUUUAUAUGUUAAACGCCAGUGAAAAUCAUCUAUUAAAUAUUACUCACUACGUUUUCACGCAUGCUGAACUAUUAGAAAGUAAGUCAUUUAUAAAAUAA
This is a messenger RNA of Cetraspora pellucida, 135 nucleotides long. The record is from the annotation of a GenBank genome assembly. Lineage: Eukaryota; Fungi; Glomeromycota; Glomeromycetes; Diversisporales; Gigasporaceae.